Molecule: messenger RNA, 1795 nt
Organism: Ficedula albicollis (Collared flycatcher)
Lineage: Eukaryota; Metazoa; Chordata; Aves; Passeriformes; Muscicapidae
Product: galanin receptor type 1-like
Exons: 3
Coding region: 1-1092 (363 amino acids)
Biological process (GO): neuropeptide signaling pathway
Cellular component (GO): membrane
Molecular function (GO): G protein-coupled peptide receptor activity
Source: RefSeq, a predicted model, not a curated record
AUGGAGGAGCAGGAAAACAACUUUGUGCUUUCCCUCGGAGCCAACACCAACAAGUGCAGCCUUGAGACCAACCCAACAGAGGUCCCAACAUGCUGGGCAGGAGCAACCAGGGGUGGCCCAGAGGUGGUGAUUGUACCAGUGCUUUUUGGGCUGAUCUUUCUCCUGGGAAUGGUGGGAAACACGUUAGUGUUGGUUGUUCUGGGGCGCCUCCGGCCUGGGGGACGCCCAUCGCGCAGUGCCACCAACAUCUUCAUCCUGAACUUAAGCAUUGCUGACUUCUCCUUUCUGCUCUUCUGCGUUCCCUUCCAGGCCACCAUCUACUCCCUGCCAGAGUGGAUCUUCGGUGCCUUCUUUUGCAAGUGGGUUCACUACUUGGCCAUGGCAACGAUGCUGGUCAGCAUCUUCACCCUGGUGGCCAUGUCAGUGGACAGGUACAUCGCCGUGGUCCAUGCCAAGCGCUCGCCCUGCAUCCGCAGCAAGCGCAACGCCGCCCUGGGCGUGGCUGUCAUCUGGCUGCUGUCUCUGCUCAUCGCCAUCCCCGUGGCCCAGCACCAGGCCCUCAUGAGUGGCCAUCAGCAGGCACCCAACAGCUCUUUCUGCUGGGAGCACUGGGCAAACGGCUCCACAGCCAAGCAGAUGUACAAGAUUACCAUCCUGCUGGUGGGAUACCUCCUGCCCCUGCUGCUCAUCACCUGCUGCUAUGCCAAGGUUUUAUACCAUCUCCAUACGAAAGUAAAGAACAUUUCCAAGAAGUCAGAGAGAUCAAAGAAGAAGACGGCGCAGACAGUGCUUCUCGUGGUUGCUGUGUUCCUGCUCUCCUGGCUGCCACACCACAUCAUCACCAUGUGGGCAGAGUUUGGGCACUUUCCCCUGAACAACAUCUCCUUCACCUUCCGCAUCAUCUCCCACUGCUUGGCCUACGGGAACUCCUGCAUCAACCCCAUCCUCUACGCUUUCCUCUCGGAGAAUUUCCGCAAGGCCUGCCGGCAAGUCUUCACCUGCAAGCUCUUCCUGCGGCCGCUUUCUGCCGAGAAGCUGGCCAGAGUGCGCAUGGAGAACUUCUCUACUACACAUUCCACCACAAACAUGUAAGCUGGGCUCACAAAAACAUGUUUCAGAAGGAAGAGGAGGGAAGAGGGUUCUGCCUGGAGAGAACAUGCAUACACGUGUGUUCCAGGGAGCAGUGGAGCCUGCAGAGGUGUGGACUUGCCAGGUUACUGGAGUGGUAGGAGACAUACUUCCCUCUUGCUAUGAUGAUGUGUGGCAGAGCCUGUCCUAGGGUACCUUGCUAGUCACUGGGCUACGUGCAACAGAAUUAUCUGAAUGUCCAUAAGAUAGAGCCCAAAUGGAGUUGUAGUUAUGACCAUGGGGUCUAAAAUAAGAUUUACACAGAAGGUAGAAUAUGUACAGAUAAGAAGACAGUAGUAAUUAUGUCUAUAGACAGUCAUUGAGAUGUGAACAAUGAGUGAUGCAACAUUCAGAGAGCAGUUUGGGGGAAGUCAAACUAAAGUCUGUGGAUGCCUUUGUUUCUUCAACUAAUUUAACCAUGUGUGAGCUGCAUAUACAUUUAUCUCACUACCAGCGGUAGGGUCUCUAAAUCUCCUUGAAGACUUUGCCGUAGCAUUUACCUAUUGAGCAAUUACACCUUUCACAUCAUGUGUCAGUGGUGUGGCUGUCUGCAUUUGGUGGCUUUGUAUCAGCUUAUACAUCCCAGGGUCUGAGUGCCUGUGUGCUCCUGUGUGUAAUUACUGCUGUUAAUCACUGGCUCCAGCAACUGUUGCUUGGUGAGCAACAA